GGUUGAUUUAUUUUGGGCCUUUCUUUUUUCACUCAUCAACAACAAAAAGCCGGUUAAUGGGCAAAUUUGUACACUCUCAGGGGCCCGACCAACACAUUUUGUUCAUAAAAGCAUCGUCUUUGACCUUUGAACAAUCACCACACCACACGAGGCAAUCUCUGAGCCAGCGAGACUUCUAUUAAGUUAAGCUUUUCCCUUAACUUUUCGAGCUGGAAUUUCGAAACUAGUCUUUGCUUUGUACCCUUUUCUUUUCUCUGUUAAAUUAAAGCAAAAUACUUACAAUUAAUCUAUCAUCGGACAACCACUGAUACAGAAAGAGAGCGCUCUAAACAAUCAAACCCAUUAAAUAAUUUCUCAAAUUAUUUCUAGGUUUUUUGGUUCAUCAUCAUUUUUUGUGAUUCUGUAUUUCUAAUUUUUUUGGUUACCCAUAUUGUCCUUGGUCGUGUUGUGAAUUCCCUUUUUGUACCCUUUUCAAUGGUGUCUCCUUGCUCUGUUUUUUUCCGUUUUCUUAUCUUUGUUACUGGUGUUGUUUUUACGAUACAAUGCGUGUCAUCGGCGCCGUUGUGUCCCCUCCAAUUAGAUGUGUUUCGAAAUAGCCUCCAAUUGCAGUGCUCUCUUGGGAUCUCGCCAAAUCCUCUGAUUCGGGUGGAUGGAGAGUUCCUGGACAGAGCUUUGAGCUCCAAACAGGGAAACACUUAUGCUUCAGUGCUUUUUUAUGCUUCCUGGUGCCCAUUUUCUCGCAGUAUGCAUCCUACAUUUGAAGUACUUAGUUCCAUGUUCCCACAAAUGGAGCAUUUUGCCAUUGAACAAUCUUCAGCUCUGCCAAGUGUAUUUUCAAGAUAUGGAAUCCAUAGUCUCCCCUCAAUUUUAUUGGUGAAUCAAACAUCAAGGUUGCAAUAUCAUGGUCCAAAAGAUCUCCACUCCCUCGUUCAUUUUUAUCAGAAAACAACAGAACUUGAACCAGUGGGAUAUUUUGCUGAAGUUGAAUCAGCCAGCUUGGGUGGAAGUGAUGAAUUAAUCAUGCAGUCCUGGAACCAGUUGUCACUGAGGCAAAUGAUUCAGUAUGAACCCUACUUGGUAUUUGCAGUAUUCUUCCUCUGUUUGAGGUUGCUUAUAUCCAUACUCCCAGAAGUCUUAUCUCGACUGAAAGCUUUCUGGGAAUCAUAUGUUCCUCACUUAAACAUGGGAAUAUUUGGUGAGACAAGCCAAAUACUUGGGCGUGCCCUACACAUGGUUGAUGUGAGAAGUGUCUUGACCAAACUAAGACUCUGCAAGACGAGGAACUUCCGUGAAGGUGCAAAGAAUGCUCGGGUUUGGGCCUCCCUGGCUUCUGUCUCUCUGGGUGAGUCUUCAUCAUCUAGGGCAUCAUCCUGAAGUGGAAAUCAUUAUACCGCAUGAGCCAAACUAAGGGUAGAAAGAGCUUACUGAUCAGAUAGGGCAAUAGAGUCAUGAUGCAAUACUUUGGCCCGUAUCCUCUCUCUCUCUCUCUCUCUCUCUCUCUCUCUCUCACACACUUCUAAUGUUUGUCAAGUUUUACUAUAGUGAUGAUAGAUGAAGCUGUUGUCCUUGUUUGAGUUGGCCUCUUUGUGAAGGAAGCAAACAAGCAUGUAAAUUUGAGAACAGCUCUCUUUUUUGUGUAUAUUAAUGUCAUUUAGAGGAACUACUUGACGCAUCAGUAUAAUGUGAACCUAUUAACUUGUCGUGUCUA
Molecule: messenger RNA, 1708 nt
Organism: Mangifera indica (mango)
Lineage: Eukaryota; Viridiplantae; Streptophyta; Magnoliopsida; Sapindales; Anacardiaceae
Product: 5'-adenylylsulfate reductase-like 7
Exons: 4
Coding region: 475-1374 (299 amino acids)
Source: RefSeq, a predicted model, not a curated record